Phycodurus eques (leafy seadragon) is the source of this 3279-nucleotide messenger RNA. Its product is annotated as neutral cholesterol ester hydrolase 1-like. Gene Ontology annotation, cellular component: membrane. The transcript is spliced from 5 exons. The coding region runs from base 74 to 1273 and encodes 399 amino acids. NCBI's taxonomy places the organism in Eukaryota, Metazoa, Chordata, Actinopteri, Syngnathiformes, Syngnathidae. The record is from RefSeq and is a predicted model, not a curated record. Gene Ontology annotation, molecular function: carboxylic ester hydrolase activity.
CGGCUUUUGGUGGCCGCCUGAGCCAACCUGAGACCCCGGGAGGCUCCAUCCAGCCCCGGUACACAACCUCGCGAUGAAGCUCCGUUUCGCCGGGGCCGUGCUGCUGUCGGCGGCCGCCUACUACGUGUACCUGCCGCUGCCCCGCGGAGUGAGCGAGCCGUGGAAGCUCAUGCUGCUGGACGCCCUCUUCCGGGGAGCCAUGCGUGCGGGCGACGUGGCCCAGGCGCUGGGCGCGUGCCACCAGGUGCACCUGCUCAACCGGGCGGUGUCGUGGGCGGAGGUGAUCGAGGCUCGUUCCAGCGCCGCCGUCGACGUCAGCGACGGCGAGCUGGGGGGCGUGCCCGCGCGGGUCUUCCUGUCGACGGGGGCCCACGAGCCCAAAAGGGGGGUCGUCUACUUCCACGGCGGAGGCUGGGCGCUGGGCACUGCACGGAUGCGAUCAUAUGACCUCCUGUGCCGCAAGAUGGCUGGGGAGCUGGAUGCCGUCGUCAUUUCCGUCGACUACCGUCUGGCUCCGGAGGCGGUGUUCCCGGAUCAGUACCACGACGCGCUGGCGGCGGCGCGGGCCUUCCUGUCCGAGGAGGUCGCAGAGCGUUACGGCCUGGACCGCGAGCGGCUGUGCGUGUCGGGAGACAGCUCGGGAGGGAACCUGGCGGCGGCCGUCGCGCAGGAGCUGGGCUCCGACGACACUGUGACGGCUCGUUUCAAGGCGCAGGCGCUGAUCUAUCCGGUGCUGCAGGCGCUCGACUUCCACACGCCGUCCUACCAGCAGAACCGGGCGGUGCCCAUCCUCUUCCGGCCCGUCAUGGUCCGGUACUGGCUGCUCUACCUCGGCGCCGACCCGUCCCUGGAGCCGACGCUGCUGGCCAACAAUCACAGCGCCCCGGCCGCGCGCUCCCGGCUGGACUGGACCGCGUUGCUCCCGGCGGAGCGCAAGAAGGACUUCCGGCCGGUGGUGGCGGAAACGGGCUCGCCGGGCCUGUUGGGCCGGGUGCCAGCGCUGCUGGACGCGAGGGCGGCACCCCUCCUGGCGGAGCGAGACGUUCUGGGUAAGACGCCCGACGCGUAUGUGCUGACGUGCGAGUUCGACGUGCUGCGCGAUGACGGGCUGAUGUACGCCCAGCGCUUGCGGGAGGCCGGCGUCCGCGUCUCCGCCGACCACUACGAGGACGGCUUCCACGGCUGCUUGUCCUUCGCGCAUCUCCCCGUUCUGUCCGCCGUGGGCCGCCGCGCCCUCGACAACUACGUACGCUGGCUGGACCGGAACCUCUGAGGGGAAACACCGGAUGGUGGCGCCGUAGACCUUUUCACCACUACGUCACGCGUACUUCGCGCUGGCACAAGCCUGAGCAAACCCUUCUGUGUUGUUCGCCAGGUUUUCCACUGGAAUAAUUUAGAUUUUUAAAAGUUUAUUUCCUUUUUUUUUUUAGGAAAUUGAAAGAAAAAAUCUGUUGGGGUCUAUCUGGCGACGCAAUCCCAACCAGGCACGUGCACACACACUUUUUGGGGCAGGUCCUCAAGACUAAAAAGGGCACCCAUUGCCAAAAUUAUUCAUACAAAAACAGUAUGGUGUACAGGUGCAUCUCAAUACAUUAGAAUACUUCAGGAGGGUUCAUUUCUUUCAGCAGUGUAAUUCCAAAAGUGAAACUGAUUCAUUCAACACAAGAAAACAAUUUUCAGGACUUUUCUAACCUCAUUUGGUUGCUUGAGCACCUCCUAGUGGCUCCGUGCACGUGCCUGCCAAACCCAACACGGUUUUGUUCGGAUUUCACUUCAGGCGAGUGAUUGCCACUCACGUUCCGCCACCCUGUGAAGUGCCCUGGCGUCCAUUUUGAAAAGGUCUAGAGCGCAGAUGUGGCCCACCUGCUCGGCCGAAACAUUCUUUGGGCUUCGAGACAAGGGAUGAAGAAAGGUGCUAAAAAACAGAAGAGAAGCGAUUAAAACUUAAAAAAAAAAAACAGGAAGCCAAAGAAGAUGAUUGACACUUUCAAUGGUUUGAUUGGAUCACUGGUAACUUCCUGCUUUUCAAUCCCGCUUUUGGCCAAGUUGGCCUUUUAAUAGGAAAAGUUCAGAUCUAAACAAUGAGUCAAGGAAGUGGGCUCGCACACACAUGCACAGUACACACGUGCACAAAGGCCCACACACGCAUACAAACAUAUUUGCACACGCACGCACAUCAAAAGGCCCAAACACACACACAGAUGCACAUGUAAAAGUUUGUAAUGUGCGCGUUAAAGGUGUGUCACGUGUGUGCGCACACUCUCUGGCUUGUGCAAUAUGAACAUGCGCACUUGAACAUACGUGGCACGUGUCACAGGCUUGAAUGAUGAUGUCACCACCAGGUGAUUUUAUUACAUCAUCAGUGGGCGCCGAUGUCUCCGAAAUGUGAAUAUUUUAGUUUUUCCGCUACUUUGGAUUUGCGCGUAAAGUUUCGAGGAAAGCCCCGAAGUCACACUUACAGGCCACAAUAUUAGGGACACUUGCAUGGGCCAUGUUGUUGUUUUUGGUACUUUUGGUUUGUCCCGUGGGGGAGGUCACCACAGGGAGUCUUUCAUCAUCAUCAUCAUCAUCAUCAUAAUGAUAAUAGCAUAGCUGUGGUGUGGGUUUCACAUAUUUGCAGUUUUUUUUUUGGGGGGGGGGGGCUUUCCUUCGUUAUUUGCUGAAAAAUUCUCCAUUUUGCUGUUUUUGCACCAAAGCCCUGUCUAACGCGCGUUUUGCUAACCACUAGCUUCACCGUCCUACCCGCUCAUGUCGAUGAUUUAAUGUCACGCAAUUCUUUUCAUGCAUCCGUUUGUUUUGAUGUUAGUUUUAAAAAUGUGGAUUCAAUUUAUCAGGGAUUUCUCUGAGUACGAUCGCAAUUGAUUGUUGAAGGUGAGCUUACUCGUUUAUUUUGUGUGUGUGUUUAGCACGUGGAAGUCGUGACGUGAGCAUGUUGGCACUUGUGUGUGUUUGCGUUAACUACUGUCCUUGCGGCUUCGAAGGUCAGCGAGAGUCAAAGCGGCGCCGCCGCAGCUGCUAGCGAUCCCGUCGCAUCACAUCGAAAGCCGAGUGCGGCUUUCUGAUGUGCGGAUGCUUUAUGGAGUGGCCAGAGCGCUCCCAUGUGCCGCCGCCUGCCACAUGUGCGUGCGGGCCAAAAACCAGGACAACAAGACGACAACUCGGCUUUGAUGUGUCACAUUUCUUUACGUUCAAACUUGACGCCGCUGACUUUUGCUUUUGUACUCACAGACGCGGUCGAUGUGGCAUUUGUGUUCCGUGAUAAACAAAAUAUGACCGGUA